This is a messenger RNA of Zychaea mexicana, 498 nucleotides long. RefSeq lists its product as uncharacterized. Lineage: Eukaryota; Fungi; Mucoromycota; Mucoromycetes; Mucorales; Lichtheimiaceae. The transcript is spliced from 6 exons. The record is from RefSeq and is a predicted model, not a curated record. The coding region runs from base 85 to 426 and encodes 113 amino acids.
GUAUUUCAAUAAAUCAUCGUCUACACAAAAAAGGUACCUGCAAAAGGUGCGGAGCUCAGUCCCAAGGUGAAACCUGGGUGUGUAAUGCAGACGAGGCACGAACCGGGAGACAUAGAGAUACUCGGUGUUUUUUCCAUCACCACUCUUGUCUCUUUCAACAAGAACCGUGAUGGCAACAAAACUCGGCAUAACCCUUGUCGGCGAAUCUUGCUUUUGACACACGCGGUGUACUAUGGAACCUUUGCAGUUAGUAGCGGCGGCGGACGGAUAUGCGUGACGACUACAGGAAAUUUUGGUUUACCUUGCGAGUGGAAGAGCGAAAGCAUGACGUUAGGUUCGGGGCACGGGUCGGCAACACGUAGAGGCUAUUUCAGUGGAGCGCGGCCACAACUAAACGCGAUGACUGUCAGGGUCAUGCCGCCGUAGCAGGCAGCCAUACGGGAUUGGGCAGUAUGGUGAGGUCACGUACACGGAUAAGAGGAGGCGUCACAGAGAAAG